GGUCUGCUAAACAAACAUACAAUUGAGCAAACACACGGACGGACACAUCGUAUAACUACUAUUACUCUUCAAGGAUCUAUAACAACCAAAUCUUAGAUUGCAAGAAGUGAAGACUGACCAAUUCAGUGUGGAAUUAAAUGAGUGAAUUUGAAACUUAAGGAUGAUAAGGAAUACUAUGUGAGGUGAUCUGCUGGAACAAUAACUUUUGACAAUGAGAACUUUGAAUAGAUAAUUGAGCUUAUUGUCAAACCUAGAAACUGAUAUUUGGAUCUGUUGUCAGAGCAAGGAGAGUGGAGGAGUACUUUUUAAAGCAGUUUUCUCUUCCUACUUUUGCCGAGGAAUUGAGCCAUUUUCUGCAUCAGAUGUGGAGGGUAACCAGAUUAAACUGGCACCCAACAGGACCCCGGACCGUGCGUUGUCAAAAUGUCUGCCGAUAGCGGUGUCGACGAAACCGAAAUGCAACCCCUUCACCCGGGCGGCAGUAGCGACACCCAAGCGGACUAUGACGCCCCUACCGACACGACGACGACAACCGCCAAGAAGCCGGCCAAGUCCGCGCUGUCCAGCCGGCCCCAGCGGGCCAAGGUGGGCUUCUUGGGAGUGGCGGACGAGGACGAAGACGAGUUUGACGAUGACGAACAUUCGGAGAUGCGUAAGAAAGUCAAACAGGAGUUUAAUAAGAUGAACGGGCGGUCGUCGAGUACCCAUGCCCGGCUGGCCCAGCAGCGUAUGAGCUUGCUGGGUAAGCCGCUCAAUUACAGGGUUUCCAAGAGAGAUGCAAGAUUUAGGAAAGUUCAAACUCGGAUUUAUAACUUUCUGGAGAGGCCCGCAGGAUGGAUGGCAGUCUUGUAUCAUGUUUUAGUAUUUCUGUUACUCUUUACGUGCCUUGGUGUAAGCAUAGUUGCCACUGUUGAUAAUCCUACUCUAGCAAUGCUCUGCAACCACAUAGUUUUUAUACUGGAAAUAAUUGCUGUCCUGAUCCUGAGCACAGAAUGUACUCUUCGUAUCUGGUCUGCGGGGUGCCGCAGCCGCUACCAAGGUCACUAUGGCAGGCUCAGGUUUAUCAGAAGACCCCUUUGUAUACUCGAUAUUGUUGUAGUCAUAGCAUCAGUGUUAAUCAUUGUCAUAGGCAGCAGCAAUGGAACCUUCCUCGAUCCAGCAUUCCGUGGUCUUCGCUUUAUUCAAAUCCUGCGCAUGGUUCGGGUGGAUCGGCGCGGCAACACGUGGAAACUUCUAGGCUCCGUUGUCUGGGCGCAUAGACAGGAGUUGCUGACGACGUGGUAUAUUGGUUUCCUGGCCCUAAUUUCAGUGUCUUUCUUAGUGUAUACAUUGGAGCAUGGUAGUCCCGAUGAUGAUUAUAAGACAUUACCUGAUGCCAUGUGGUAUGGUCUGGUAACCCUGACGACAGUGGGAUAUGGGGAUAAAACACCAAACUCCUGGUCGGGGAAACUAGCAGCAGCGAUCUUUGCCAUCAUUGGGAUUUCCUUCUUUGCUCUACCUGCGGGUAUCCUUGGUUCUGGUUUUGCUCUGCAAGUCCAGCAGCAACAACGCCAGAAGCACUUUGCUCGGAGACGACAUCCAGCAGCACAACUCAUCCAGUGUCUGUGGAGAUGUUAUGCUGCAGAUCCCAACUCUAGUUCUACAGCCACUUGGAAACCGCACAUCAAACCUGUACAUAGCCCCACCACUGGCAGCUUCAGGUCCAACAACUUCAUCUCUCGGCUCUCCAUGAAACGCAACAACAACACCGCCAACAGCCCCAUGAUGCACCGCACCAGCGAACGUCUCAAGAAGUCCGACCGGGACUGUGAGGACGGAGAUCACGAGGAGAAGAAGACGAUGCUGAGCGUGAGGCUGAGUAACGGCAGUCACGGAGGUCUCUUUGGUGAGCAGGACUCCAUGAGGUCCUUUCGCAGUUUCCGCCACUCUCAUCAUCACCAUCAUGGCAAAGAUGAUGAGGAACCACCGGUCCGUGUAACAAAGCUCACCGAGGCGCACAAGAACGCCAUCAGAGCCGUACGCAAGAUCAAAUAUUUUGUGGCAAGACGGAAAUUCAAGGAGGCAUUCCGGCCGUAUGAUGUCAAAGAUGUCAUUGAGCAAUAUUCCUCUGGUCAUGCAGACAUGCUGGCCAGGAUUAAGAACUUACAAGCGAGGUUAGACCAAAUCUUAGGCAAGUCCGGCAUGGAGAGGAGAAAAGGUCGUGGAGCAGGCGACCUGGAAUUAUUUGACCCUAAUAUCAGUUUACUGUCGCGUGUUGUGAAGGUAGAGAGAAGAGUGACUCUCAUUGAUAGGAAGUUAGAUAUGCUGAUUGAGAUGUAUCGUGAGGAGAGGCAUGCCAAGACGGCUGCUGAGGGGGGUAAGGAGGAGGAAGGAGAACAUUCCCAAGAGUCCGACCCUGCUCCAAGAGGGUUCAUGAGACGGAGAGGCUGGGGGUCGUACCACCAGAGACAGAGGGAACCACUGCCGCAGCGGGUGGAGUCCUCCGACACGUCCUCUGCGACAUCCCCCGCCGACCCUACAGCCACUACUGCAACCAUUCAGAAACUCCCCAUCUCGUCCUCGCAACCCAGCCUGCUGGAGGAGAAGCUCGUGACGGGAUUGAAGACGUCGCACUCCCAGAGCGACGUCAACCAGAGCGGCGGCGACGACUCCUCGAUCCAUUCCCACGACCGCAUGAGCGACUCGACGCUGCGGGCCGAAGGGAGCCCUAACUCCAGCGAGAGAGACAUGGAGAGCGAUGUGUGCAAUCCAGCUACCAGUGAUCAAGACAUUCCAGCAGCCAACAACCCUCCGCGCUCACCGGACACGGUGUCCUACGCUAGUAGCAGGCUGUCCAGUACAGGCAGCUCUUCAGCUUUAGACAGUGAAACAAGAAUCUAAAGUGUGUGUAUGCAAUGCAUAGAUCCUAAGGAGUGUUCUAUAAAAAAAAAUUGAUGGCACGUAUUGUGCGCAGUACUUAUAUUGUCUUUAUCUUACUGUACCCAGUCAAUACCAUUUUCAUGAUUAUAGAGCUUUAAUGGGGAUUUUAACAAAGUCGAACUAUUUCAUGUUUUGUUUGUCUGUAAUAUAUUUAAUUUUUGGUACGAGGAACUUGAAGGUGCUAUGAUAUGUGUAUAAUCUGCUAUACAUUCAAAAUGCUAAGGUCAUUAUCAUUUUCAAAUUGUAGACUCCAUCGAUUCAACUCACCUAAUUUAUCCUUUAAAGAGGCCAUAUAUUCAAGAUUUUCGGGCUCAACACAAGCCUAUUUUAACCACCGAUAAUGCUCAAACCACCCAAAAAUCCUCAAGAGAAAUUUAAUGUGCACAAAGGCAAAAUUUUCUGCAUUGCUGAAUGGAAAUUUUAAAAAGAACUGUCAUAAUUGAAUGAAUAAGCUGAUUUUUAUUCAUUCAUGGAAAACAAGUUGAAAAAAAUGAGUCUGUCUAGUGGUUUGUAUACAAAACAACCCAAGUUAAAUCUCAGCUGCAACUUUUGGAUGCUGAAGUAUGUAAUAAAGUAGGGUUAUAGUACUCCAUAGCUAUUCAUUUAACGCUGGUAGAACAACGACGCUAUUUCGUCUGCUCAGGGCCAAAAGCGAGUUAACUUUCCUAAUCUAAGACAGAGUUAAUGCCUUUCAGGAUCUCAUCCAACGAUUUACAGAGCUAACGUCCCUUCUGUGUAUAUGUCAUGUGGUUUGAAAUCUGAAUUGCUCUUUAAACUUACACCUAAUCUAACAAAAUAUGAAAGGAUGAUAUUUUGCAAUGUUGAUUGCUGGUUAGUUCUGCUGACAUUAAUAUUUUGUUUAAAGUGACUCAGUAACAUUGCCUCAGUUUCCGAAACAAAAUCCUGGAUCUAGCUCAUGCUGCAAUCAUAAUUAUAAACCUUUAGGUCAGUCAGGAAUCCUAUGACUUUUACAAGCCGAUCAAGAUUUGUGUAUUAAAUUUGAUCACAUUACGAAAAUGGCCUAUUUGAAUUGUGUGAUAUAUUCUAUACUACUACAUGUACCGUUUUACUCUUUUUAAAACUAGGCUGUCUAUUUUAGAGUUAUAUUGUAAUUGUCUUUUUAAAGUAACAUUUUUUAUUCUCCUAUAGGGUGUGCUGGUUAAUACUGCUUCCUGUUUUAAAACUGUUGAGUGUAAAAUUAACAAUUAGAUUGUUUUUUAAAUUUCCAUCUUAAAAAGAAAUAUAAUCAUGUGCAUCACAUAUUUCAUGACCUUUUUUAUUAUGGGAACCUAGCUUCAAGCAUAAUCUGGUUUUAUAUUAAGUUGACUGAAUAAAAGUUGUUAGCAAUUUUAUCCAACCAUGUUUCAAGAACUACAUAGAAAGCAAUGUAUAAUGCUAUAUGAUUUUAAAUUUUCAAUAUAAUGAUGCAAGAAUUCGAUCAAACUAGUUGCAGGCGUAUAUUAUCUGGCAUUACUGUAAAAAGCAAACAUUUAGAUGUACAUGUACUUGUUUUGGUCUAAUACAAUGAAUUUUAAUCUACUGCAAAUGUAUGAGAUGGAUUUACAUGUGCUCUCUUGCUCUUGUGAUUCAAGAACAUUUAGGAUCAAGUAAUCUCAUACACAUGUGCCUGUAGAAGAAGCUUCUUGACAAAGUUAGAAAUAUUUUAACUCUGAUCAUGCAGAUUAAAUUGGAUAAUGCCCAUUUAACCUACAUUAAAAUCAUACAUACAUAUUACUUAAAAUCGAUCAUAUGUAUGUACUUUUCCCAUUUUGAUGCUAACGUAGAACAUAAUAUUAAAGUGUUAAAAUCACUUUUUGAGGUUUCAUGAGGGAGGAAAAGGCCUUCAAUUCGACUGAUGCCUGUCUUGAUAAGAUAACGUUAAGAGAAACCAUUUGCAUUGCCCGUUUCCAUGACGAUGCCAUAUGCACUUUCCAGGAAACCUUCAAUAUUCCUCUGCUUCGUUAAUGCUAGGAUAUUUGCAUGAAGCCAUUCAGUUUCUGUCUGUCUCACCAUGGGCAAUAUGUACAUGCAGAUGUAAUGAGCCAUUUCAAAAUCAUUACCUACACUCCUACAGUAAACUUGAUCAACAAAGACAUGUAGUCUCUCAUCAAAACAAAACCAGAGAUAAUGAAGAUGUUUCUUCUUUGUGAUUAGCUGCCUAGCUCUUUGAGAUUACUAAAAUAAUUAUAGGAAGAAGAUGGAGGAAACAUUGUCUUUGACAAUUUUUCGGAAGCUAUCAUUUUUUUUUUUUAAAGACGGCUGCCAGCCAUAGGAAUAUAUUUUAGUCAGUAACAUUGAAGUGGUCUGUCUGUACAUGCCAUAAUUUGUCAUGUACACAAUAUUAUUAUGACAAAAGUAAAGACAGAGCAGAAUUUUGAAGACACAUUCCAAUAACGAGUGUUAGCAUAAAUACUUCCAAGACACUUGCAUGGCAAAAUAAACAAAUGAUAGAACAAGCCUGAAAUGUAACACUUUUUUGUUGUUGUCGUUUAGGAUUCUUGAGAUUACUUUUCUUUUGACUGGGAUAAACAUAAUUUUAAAUACAAUGUAUGUAUUUUUCAGUUGUUAUAGAAAUAAUAGUAAUAUUGUUUAAGACUUAAUUGUAUUAUUAAGAUAUGUGAGGAGGCUGAUAGAGAGGUUACUUUAUAUAUAUAUAUAUAUAAGUAUAUAUAUUUAUAUAUACUGAAGAGGAUCUUUCUCGUAACUAUGAGCUUUACAUCAUAUAAAUAUUAUGCCUUGUACAUAGCCUCAUUUUUAUAUAUGAACUAGCAAAAAAAUAAUAAAAAAUGUUGCCAAACUAUAUUGAAAUUAGAUUCUACAGGGCUUUAUGUGUUCCUUUUGUAUGAUGAAAAAAAAAAAUUAUUGAAGAAAUAUUUGUUUAUGUACAAUUACCUGAUGUAACUGUGGUGAUAUGUAUAUAUUAUAAAUAUGAAAAUGCUAUAUAUAACAUUUGAUUACUAUGAUAGUAGAUUUUAGAGUCACAUAAGGGUGAUGGGAGUGAUAACAACUUUUUUUUUUCUUUUUCAGUUGAGAUUGGCUUGUACUUUUAUGUUGUGAACUAAUGAGAAAUGCUUGAAAAUGUGAUCAUAUUUGACAAUAUUCCUAUGCAGUUUUUUCCUGUGAAUAAAAAAUACAUCAAUAUUCCUCAUAAUGCAA
This is a messenger RNA of Strongylocentrotus purpuratus (purple sea urchin), 6075 nucleotides long. Its product is annotated as potassium voltage-gated channel subfamily KQT member 4. Lineage: Eukaryota; Metazoa; Echinodermata; Echinoidea; Camarodonta; Strongylocentrotidae. The record is from RefSeq and is a predicted model, not a curated record. Bases 424 to 2880 code for a protein of 818 amino acids. Gene Ontology annotation, molecular function: voltage-gated potassium channel activity. Gene Ontology annotation, cellular component: membrane. The transcript is spliced from 12 exons. Gene Ontology annotation, biological process: potassium ion transport; transmembrane transport.